AUGAUUUUCAGAAUGACGCCGACAAUACAAUGCGGCUCGGACGAUCAAUCCAUGCAAAUUUCGCCACCGCCCUCGGUCUUUCGUAACAAUUUUUUCGCGCAACAAAAUUUGCGCGAAACGCCCGCGUCCGACAGAACUGCGUUUACAAGACCCGGUGAGUUUUCAUAUUUUUACCGCGCGGCAAUUCGACAAGAAUUGAUUUCUGUUUUCCGUUUGGUUAAAGAGCUUCUAUUCGUUAUACUACUGCUGUAGCACGUGCCAUUCAUACCCGUGUACACACAUAUAUAUAUAUAUAUAUUUAGCAGAUUGUAUUUUCGUACAAAUAACAUUUAUGGCCAUGUUCGCGUAUGCCUAAAUAUAAUAAAAUCGAUCGCAGGCAGGUUUUGUGUUUUCACGGGGGAAAUAUAGUAAUUUUUCAUGGGGGUUUUCUCUGUCCAAAUGCAAUCCCGGGUUACGAGGCACAGAGGCGUAUACAUUUUUCAUUGCGACUAUCGUAAAAAAAAAAAAAAUUUUUUAAAUAGUAUCACCCCGUACGACAAUAUGUUUUAACGAAAGAAAAUGGAAUGGACGCUUACAGCGGGUAUUCGUCAAACGAUACUUCACAUGUAUUUACGCGUAUACCAAACUUUUGCCGGCUUUUUCAAAACGUGCUUCAUACCGUUUCCAGCCUAUUUAGUUGUUAUUGCACAUCUAGGCGAUUAUCAAUCUGUGUACAAAAUAACACCUAUGCAAAUACGAAUGUGCCGUCGUUAUCAUAACAAUAAUUAUUGUAGGUCCAUUGUACCACCUCGAUUCCGAUGUAUUGUAAUACAGCCGGUAAAUAAUACGAUAGCGAGUGUUUUUAAUCGAGCACCGGUACAACGAACCGUAAGAAAAACAUAUCGGUCGGUAAUAAAUUAAACGUCCGCACAGUGGCGCCCGCCAAAUGCUCGUUGCGGCCGAGGAUAAGCCAGUCUUCGGAAAUUCGACUGCUCUACGGGCGGCCGGCUUUCUCGUGUACGGUCGCCAUUAAUUUUGCACGGUGUUUCCGAAAAUCCACCGGCGACGAAUUCCCACUCUUGCCCCGUGAACGUUUUGUUCUUGUAAAACACGACCGCGCCGAAAACGAUUCGCCAACGUGGCUUCGGUUUUUAGAACUAUAUUUUCGGUUGCCGGUGUUGUUCCGACCGUUCCCGUUUCCCGGGAGCGACAAGCGCACCGGGAAUGUACUGGGAAAAAAAAAAAAAAAUAAAUAAAAAUCAUAACAUUGUCGAUGUGGAUGUACAGAUCGGUGGUCGCUGAACAAGUUCUGCGCCAUUCAAUUUUCCGAAAAGAAAGCAACAUUAUUAUUUAUUUUUUUUUUUUUCCCCAGUAAAAUUAAUAUUUGUCAAACUUAAAAUGCUACAAAAGCAACGUGAACGGUCGAAGCAUCGAAUGACGCGGAGGUGUCGGUGCUGCUUUACUGCCGUUUCGUAUGAAAUAUUUUAAAUUAUUUAAAUACGUUCGGUAACGGUACAUUAUAAAUUAUUAUAGCGUUUCUCGACAUUUUCUUUCCCCUGAAAAGAACAAUACUGUCGGUUGUGUGUACCCGAUCAAAUGUAUCGAAAAUAUUUCGGUCCUACGACUUUGUGGGGCACGUCACGUAGGCUUUUACUGUUCCGGUCUUUAUUGCACAAAUACUCGAGCUGGUUCUAGGAAAGACUUGGAAACAUAUUCGCAGAUUGUUCGGGAAUGAGAUUUGUCAUCGAAAAUUCCCUCCGUAAAAAAACUGGCGACGUUUAAAUUAUUUUUUCAAUUCGGCGAAAUAAUUAUUGAUUUUAGGAUUUUUGUGUUAAUAACAUCAAUUAUUGGACCCGAAAAAAACAGCAAAUCCUCCUGAUUGUCCACAUUUGCUUUUAGUUUAUAAUAUUGGCAUACAUUUUGAUAAUAUUUCGGAUUUAUAAGUAUACGUUUUUUUUUAACCGAUAAAAUCGGCAUUUGAUUAUUACUAUAUAAAUGUAAGUUCUAAAACAGAUAAAUUACCUACUUGUUAUAAAACAAAUAAGUAAUAAAAAUAACAGCCGAACAGAUUGUUAGGUACACAUUUUUUCGUUCAUAAAGACAAAUAUUAAUAUUACUAUUCGUACCAAGUGUUAAAUUAGAAGUAACUAAAUGUAUAACACAUUAUUCAUCUAAAAUAUUGGAUACUUAAACUUUACUCUUAUUAUCAGGUAAUUAUCAUAUUAUCUUAUGAUUAAAGAUCCGGACUUAUAGCAAUUAAAAUCUACAAAAAACGUAAAAAAAAAAAAACUUACAAAUAUUUUAUAAAAAGUAAAAAUGUUAGGGAGUUAUGAAAAAUCCUCUUUCCAACUGCUCUAACUUAUGAUGUACAAUUGUCUAAUACACAAAUUAAUCAUUUUAUAAUUUUUUUAAAAAAAAUAGUGUUUUAUAAAUUAAAGCGUUAUAGGGGGGGAUUUAAUGAUCUACAAUUUUUUACUUUUUUAAGUGCUAUUUACGACGUUUUUGUAAAUUUUAAGUGCUAUAAAUUCCGAGCCCUGCUUAUUGUAAUAUCCAGCUCGUAAUUAUUGUUAUGUAUUAUAAUAUAUAUAUAUGUAUAAAUACAUAAAUUCAUCAACUUAGAUUUUGAAUAGGACUAUAAUACCGUUAAAUAUAUCGUGUGUAUAUUAUAGUGUAUACAGCCGUUGCAUAAAAUAUAUAAAUGUAUCAAAACCGCGUAUACAAAAACGAAUUGAAUUAAUCGGAAAAUCGAUCAUUUAUAUUUUUUUUAUAAAUUGUUUUGUUUAAUUUACGCGUAUUUAACUACGUACCAAUAAAAUAUUGAAAUCCUUUAAAUCUAUAUUUUUUAAUAAUUUUGGUUAUCAAUGUAGACCAUAAAAAAACUACCUUAAUCGCCGUUUGUCACAAUUAUCAUAAUUUGCAUUUUCAGUAUAUAAUUUUUUAUAAUCAUAAUAUUUAAUUAUGUAACAAUAAUUAAUUGGAGUAUCACGUCGAUUUUAUUGGUCACUGUAAUAACUUAUAAUUCAACGCUCGGAUCGUAGGUGUUUGGAAUGGACGGGGGAAGUGAAUCUGAUAUUUUUUUUGUAGGCUUCGUAUUUUUAAAAAAUGCUAUUUUAUCAUGAUUAUGCACUUAAUUAAAUCGGAAUACUAUUAGAUUGAAUACAACCCAUACUCAUUGAUAUUUAAAUAGAUACGCAAACCUAUAUAUGUAUGUGUAAUGUUAAAUGUAGUAUAGGCAGUGUGAGUAAUACAUUUUAACAAACAGAGUAAAAAAAUUAUUUACUAUUUAGUAUUUUGUUUUUAAAUUGUUUACUGAUUAUGGUUACCAAAUGAAAUACUGUUUGAGAGUUGUAGGAAUCACAUUUGACGGAUUUCAAUUUUGAAAAUGUAUUAUUAUUUGUUAGGUUUUUUUAUUAGGAUUAUAGGAUACAAUGGAUUUUUUUUUAACUGUCAUUAUCUUUAUCACAAGUAAAAUAAAAUCUACAUUGAUUAUAUUUUUCAAAAAUACAACUAAUUAUUUUUACGAUUUCCAUUAAUCCAACAUAUCCUAAUAAAGAAUCUGAAGAAUUAUAAUCCUUUUUUUAAAUUUAAAUCCACCGAACACAAUACCCACAGUUUCGUCUGGGUUUUAGGUAUCAAACGACUGAAAUACAACUCACCGUCACUCAAUGGGGGCCAUACCUCCUUCCCCCAAGUGACCGUAAAAAGGUACAGAUUUAAAUAUUGAUUUUAAAGCACUUUAUAAACAAUAUAGCUAAAAAGACUUCUUAAGAUAAUGGGCACGGAUACAGUCACUGUUACUUAUGUAUACCUAUAAGUAACUAUUGCUUAACAAAAAACGAUUCUGAGCGGAGUUCAGUUAAUAGUAAUGCUUUGUCAACAAUAUAUACAUGUUAUUUUAUAGUAAAUAAUUAAAUAGGCUUUAUAUAUUUUCUUUAAUAAUAUUUGUUUAAUGUUUUACCGAUUUCCCCGGUUUUCCCAUGUUUUAUUUCGGUUUUUCAAAUUUGAUGAGAAAACUCCCUAGAAAAUCGAAAAAUGACCUCAUGGAAGGUUCCUUCCCACGUCAAUUUCCUUUCAGAAAUAGCGCUACACGUAGAAAUCCGAGCAAGUCUUCUGGUGGAAAAGUCGCGCGCAGAUAAUAAAAAAAAAAAAGUUUUGUUAAACUAUAAGCUUCUCUGCUCCUCUCGGAGUUUUAAAUCCUAAAACCGAGUAAUAUCAUUCGUAAUUUCUAAUUCGAAUUACACAAUGUCGAUUUAAUAUCGUAUCAUAGAGUUUGGUGAAAAUUACAAUACGCCUAUUCAUUUGGUUAUUAGCCGUAUAUGAAUUUUCGUAUCGUUAUGCCGUUGAAAUUGUAUAUUAUAUUAUUUGUGCUGGACAAUUUUGUUUUCUUUUUUUUGUUUUUUUGUUUUUUUUUUUUUUUUUUUUUUUUGCGGGGGAGUGGGAUUGAGAUUGUUUUCCGGGAUUCGUAUUAUCCGUAUCUGGGAUUAUAAGAACAAUGUUCCGUUCGGUAAACGUCGCGUUAUUAUGUAACAUAUCCGCGGUUAUCUGCGGCGAUACUGCCCGUGUACGUAGGUACUAAUACCCGUGUAAACAAAACGCAAUAUCUACACACGAGGCGUACAAGUAUAGUUUAUCCGCGUGAAAAAUUUCGAAAAUACGCACGCACGUGUAUAAACUGUGCGUGUAUAAAUAAUAUUCCGUAUGUAUAUAUUGUGUAUGCGCUAUUAUUAAUAAACAAAACCAGCGAGUUCACUGGCACGAGGCACGCACGAAAUUUAGUAAUAUUUUUUUUUUUAUUUUUUUUUUUUUUUAUACAUAUUUUUUUUCCUCUCCGCCGUAAGGAGGUCACCGCCUCCUUUUACUCGUCACGGUUUCGCGAAAAACCGGCUAUCGCGCCCAUCAGUCAUUCCCCUCCGGCCUUCCACCGCCGUCGCCGCCGCCGAGGAUGCGUUUCGCUACACGUGGCCCCACGUGCAACACAAAGCCGUGACGUCACUGAAUUUCGGCAAUACGAUCCCCUCCCCCCACCACGCGCUCGGUUCGGUCGCGCGUGUACUUGUGCGUGUGCGUGUAAGCAUCCGGGUCGUUGCGUGUUUUAUACACUAUAGAGGAACAUAAAAAAAAAAAUAAAACCACGAAGAAGGAAAAAAGAAAACAAAAAAUACGACUGCCACCGUUAUAUUCUCUCGCGAAGGUUACAAUAUUAUUAUUAUUAUAUAACAAUAUAAUGUAUUAUAAUACAUAAAUUAUUUACCAAUUCUAUCUCAUGUAUUCGUAUGUUUCACAUUGCUAUUGAAUUCCUGUAAUGCAUUUUCAUUAUUAAACGGACACCGUCGGUUUCAACGUUGUCGAUAACAUUUUGUUUGAAAAACACUCGCCUCACGUUUUCGAAACGGACUCCUAGUGGCCGACAACCGGUAUUUUGAAAAUUCGUAGAUACGCUAAAACGUAAUAAAAAAUUCGUGGAUUCCGGAAAAAAAAAACCACGAAAACAAAAACCAAAUUUUCGUUGUUUUUACGGAUUUUUUUUAAAAUUAUUACCAUAUUUUUCGUACGGAGAAUCGUAAAUUUUUGUCAGGUAGGAUACAUGUAGGUGUUUAAUUUAUAUCUGCAAGCAACGACAAACCAUUGCUAACGAAAAACGAUUCGGAACGAAGUUCGGUGAUACGUAUUUUGAAAGACCGUAAUAUUUACGAGUUUCGUCAAAAUAUAAUUUUAAAACUCGUAAAAAAAAAAAAUUACCAUAUAUUUAACAAUCAAUUUUAUUCUUUUUUUACCGACAAGUUCAAUCUAUAUUGAACCUCGUGUCAAAUUUUCAAACAUUUCUGUUAAGUCUAAUUAUUUUUUCCACGGAGUAUCUACCAAAUAAAAAUUACAUAAAUACUCGGAAAAUUAAAACUAUCCAUAAAUAGCUUAAAAAUGGCUCCAAUAUUUUCAAAAUAUUAACACGUUUAUGUAAGGCAAAUUUAAGUUUCUCAUCAAAAUUUCAAGUCUCUAGGUAUAGUUAUUAACUUUAUUACAACAAAAGACCCAAAUUGAAUACAAUAAAUUAAUUAAUUACAUUCAAUUUGUCCGUUAUUUCUACGUUUUAUUUCGAUAUUGUGCAACGAUUACAAAAAUUACUUGAAAAAUCAAUCUAAAAAAUAACACAACAUAAUAACAAAAUUCAAAGAUAUGAUGUAAAGAACGACAACUGCAAUUUGAUGUCAAACUCGUGGCUCAAAUUCGGAAAGAAAAAAAAUUAGAUUUUUAUUUUCGGGGUUGUUUUUUCUUGCUACGAAAAUUAUUCUUUCAAAUAAAAGUUAAUUAAUUAAAGUUUCAAAAUUGAAAAUGAAAUUAAAGUUUAAAAUUUCUGACAAUUGUUACAAAAAUCAAACGUACUGUGAAUGUAAGCAUAAAAAAAAAAAACGUAUUUGACUACAGAUUUAUUUUUUAUUUUCGUUAUUUCAAAUACUAAAAUAAAAAAUAAAAUAAUUACAUUAUUAUAUUUAAAAAAAAAACGGAAGAUCAUUUGUAUUUGAUUUUAAUCGAGUUUACAAAAAUAAAAAUGUUCGAAUAAUUAUUUACGAAAAUAUACAUUACAAUAUUCUGGCUGGAAUUCAAAAUUAAAAUUCCUAAAUUUUAUGCUAAUUUCCCGACUUUUCCGGAUUUUCGAAAAGCGUCGUGACGACUAUGUCCGUACUAUAACACAUGUGUUAUUAUAAAAUCCUCGAGCGAAGUGUGUUCUCACUAUUAUAAUAUUAUUAUACUCUGUUAUUUAAGUAGUUUACAGUUGAAAACGAAAAUAAAUAAUAAAAUAUUAGAUUUUCUUGAAGGGUGUUACGGAAUAUAAAUCGAUUGUUAUUGAUACCCAAGUCAUUUUAUAAUAUUGAACAUAACCGUAUUAAUAUUCUAUUUCAUGCUGCGUUCGCGUAAUAUAAAUUCGAUUUUUAUUUUAUUUUUAAACGCGAAUCAUUCGCCGUUUUGUUAUAUCAACGACUUUUACGCGACGGAUUUAAUCCACUUGAAUAAAUCCACGUUGGCCGACGCCUGUUUAGCCCGGCCCGAAAAUAUAAUCGCAAAAAGAGCGAUUGAACAUUCAGACUGUAUAGUGCAGUUUGCUGGUGCAUAGGAAUAAAGUCUAUCGUGUAUCGCAUUGAAUUCUUUCGUCAUAUUUUUAUCCCGCGGUUGGAGGUGCGAAUCUAUGACAGCCACGACUGACCGAGUACGCGUGUCCAUAACAGUGGUAACACGAGCCAUUUGGCGCAGCCUUAGUAUUUUCGGGAAAAAAAAUACGCUCGGCUUAUAUUAAACACCGUCGUUCGGCAAAACGGAUUUUCUUCGGAUUUAUUUUGAUCUCUCGGGGGUUUUUUUUUUCUCUCCCUACGAUUCGACCGAUUUAUUUUCGACGGCGAUUCAUCGCGUGAUGCACACAAUAUUAUUUUAAUACACACGCUCGCGUGUACACUGGCAAUGAAAAAAAAAAAAAAAACCGACGUAAAUACGUACGUACGCGCGCACGUACGCGAAACUGCAUGCACGGAAUAUAAAAGUAGGUGCACCGUUGCAGUCGGGCACGCGGCAAAGAACAAUAAUUAUUAUUGACACGUGUGAGAGCGCACGGCCGCCGUAGUGACGUCGUCGUCGGUUGCCGAUGCCUCGCGGCGCGCGUCCGUGUGCCCGCACGUGGACUUCGGGAACCCUUUCGCGUGUCGUACGCACGACGCGUCCUCCGUUUCGCCGCGCCGUCGUCGGCCACCACUCGGUAGGCGCGACCCCUGUACGUAUCGCACGCGCGUCCGUGGGGGGCCCGGCGUCGUCGCGGGGACGUUACAAAGCCCGCGGCGGCACGCGCGGCGCGACGACGGCCUGUGUUCCCCUACCCUUUUUUUUUUUUAUAUUUUCCAUAUAUUCUUUUCCGUCUACCGUUUUCGCGUCUACGAAGAGGAAAAAAAAAACCAUUAGUAAAUUACGUAAAUCGGCCGAAAACCAUUCGCCAACAUAACGACGGACCGUUGAUUUCGGCGUUUUCCCCGCCCGUCACUACACGGCGACGUUUUUACGCCGACCCAGCGGAGGCUAUCGGCUGUCGCGGCCCCGGUACCACAAUAACAUUAUAAUAAUAUACUAUAAUAGUACUCAUUUUUACGUUCGCGUUCUGUGGAAACGCACGUACACACACACACGUUUCGAUAAUGUAUGAUACGGCGGCGGCGGGUACACACACGCGCCGGCCGUCGCGCGCACGCGCACCGACGUUCUUUUUUUAACGACAAUUCUCGCCAGGGACACGCCUUUCUUUGCCGGGGGAAUCCGCGCGGCGGCAGCGACGGUGCGAAGGUCGCACGUGGCGAACGCGCCGCCGCCGCGGUCACCAACCCACCGCCGCCGCACCAACGCCACUUGCGAAAUCCGCGCGCGAUUAUUACUCGUUCGGCGUCGUCGGUGGCGAGGGGGGGGGGAGGCGGCCAGUCGUUCACGGUUAUGUUGUAGGUUUAUAUUUUGACAGCGGCCGCUGACACCGCGAAAAGCGCGGGCUAUAUUCGUGUAAUAUCCGAACAUAUACAGGGUGAUCGACGCGGCCCGCGGAUAAAAUGCUUUCGUCGUACUAAAUUAUAAUAUCAAUAUUGUAACAAUCCAGAGAGUAUUUUAACAAUUUUUUUCCCAUAUUUUCUCUUUAAAAAAAAAAAUACUUGUGUGUAUAUAUAUACGUAUUAAGUAUGUACAGGCCAAAAUCUUGAAUUUCACCCUCCCCCCCGCGCCCACCCGUCAUGUUUCGUCGAACGGGACGACACUCGUCCUCUAUUAUUUGUUGUAUUUCUUUACGUUCAGAGCGCAUCGAGGAAUUUGUUGGUUUUACAUCAGAUGUGCGAUUUUUAAAAUGAUGAUUUUUUUUUCCUAUCAGAAAACCUACUUCAAUUGAUUAGCAAGCUUUUUUCGGAACAUUUUAGGUUUUAGUUGGUGCAUUGGGAAGACUAUUAUUUUUUCUGAUAUGUCAAGUUUUUUUUUAUUAUAAUUGGAAAAACGGGAAAGUUAACAGCAAUUAACAGUUUCAUUAUUUUCGAAUUUGUUUUUUUGUUGUUAUUCAAUUUAAAAUUAUCUUAUGGAUGUGAAAUUUUUUGAAAAUAUUUAUGUCUUAUAGACGUGUCACGUGUAAACCAUUUUUAUACGCAUACCAUUUUCGAGUUGGUUGGUAUUUAUUUAGAUUUAUAACAAUAACAUUAUUUGGUCAAACAAAAUUACUUUAAAAUGUGUCAUUCGAUAAUAAAUUAUUAUUACCUUUAAUAGUUAAAGUAAUAAAAUAAAUACGUAAGCCGAAAACUUAACCGGGUGUAUUGUUGGUUGGUUUUUGUAAAUUAAUUUGCGCGUUUUAUUCGAAAUGUGGUUUUCAGGGUGAAGGUUGUUAAAGCCAGGCUUCCCGUGUGUUACGUUGAGCUUGAAUAUUGCUAGGGAUAAUUAUUUUUUCUUGAAGUUCCGUAGCCCUCAUUUUCAUUUAUUUUCCCAAUUAUUCGAGCUCGCCGAUGUACUUGCGUUAAAAAUUACAAUAAAUAUCGACACUAAAAUAUAUUGAGCGCAUUGAGAACGCAGUAUAUUUACUGAGUUCAAAAGCGGUUUCGCUGUAUAUGAGGACGAAAAAAAAAUAACAAGAUGUAUUCUAAAUGAACGUCGUAAACCGCGCAGUAUGUUUAAUAAGAAAAUUCUGUAAAACUCAAUAAUACAAAAUGACGAGCGCUGUAUUACGGUAGAUCAUCCUGUAUACGAGUAACAUCUGCGACAGGUUUCGGACGGAACCGUCGAAUACGGCAUACGUGUUAACAUAUUGUACAAUAUUAUUAUGUCUUAAUCCGUUUAAAAAAAAAAAUUGUUCCUGUAUGCAAAAAUUAUAUUCGUUUGACCUGUCAAUUUAUUUUUAUUGCUGCAGGAUUUCUAGAGGCCGCUAAAUAUUUUGAAAUAAAACGUGUAUUGCGUAUAUUUGCAUUACUUUAACCAAUUAAACGUAUUUACGUACUUAAUCCUUACCUCUUAUCACAGCAAACACGUCUUCAACUAUAUUGUUAUCUUUAAGGUAUAAAAUAUAAACGAUAUUAAAUCGGGUUGUAUAAUAGUUUUAGUGAUAACAGUUUUGUAUUAUGAACGGAACGAAGAAUGUAGAUAUUAGUUUUACUAUGUGUGCUUCUUUUUUUUUCAUCAUUUUUUAUGUUUGUGAACAACUUUCUUAUCUAGGGAAGGGUGGUUCUUAAUAAUUGAAAAUAGCGUAGGAAAAACAGAACAGUUUACAGCAAAUAAAGGUUUCAUUAUUUUCGAUUUGGUUUUUUUGUUGCAAUUCAAUAAUCGCAAACCUGAAAUGUUCACCAGAAUACUCAUAUAAGCUAUUUUUAAACAUAAUUUUCAACAUAUUCUGGUAACUUCUGAGAUAUUUAUAAGUACUUGACGUCUUCGAGUUUUUAAUUUUUAUUUGAUUUUAUGUAGAUAAAAUAAUUUUAGUCGAUAAGAAAUUCUUAAACGUUUUUUAUUAGAUGUAUUUCGUAAUAAAAAACAAAAAUCGAGCGUAAGUAGUAGUUUUUUAAUACAAGUUUAGAGUUCAAAUUUUAACGAAGAUCGUAAAUCGUGUUUCGUUAAUAAUAAUUUAUCGUUGCCUACAGAUAUAAAUUAAAUAAUUCUAUACAUAUAUCCUACAUUCCCAACUACCCAUCAAUAUAGUGGCACACUACCAGCUCUUUUUUUCCAUAUUUUGGAUUAUGCAAUUUUCUUUUUCAGCAUAAUUUUCAAUAAUAUUUAUUAACAAUAAUAAUAAAAAAAAAGUGUUCAUCGAAGAGAAAUCUGAAUGUAGAUGCAAAUUAGAAAGUAAAAUAAUUGAGAAGUGUGAUGUGCUUAGAAGUCUUUAAGUUUUUUUUACCAAUAUAUCUAAUAAUAAUCUCUAAAAUAUAAAAUGUACACUUAUCUAAUAUUGUUUAUAAUUUUAAUUUCAAAGGGAUGUCAUAUACCUAAAUAGAAGUCCAUUUGGCCAUUUAUAAUUUCUCCCUCCUCUUAAUAGAAAAACAGUGUAAUAACAAUAAUAAUAGUGGCUAUUGUUGUUAGUUAUUACUAUAAUAAUAUGUUAAUCCUUAGGUUAUCGUAUGUUUAGUUUUUUUACUUACGGUGUUUCUUUGUAUUAGGCUAUUAACUGUUAGAGAGCUAUAAAAAUCCGGUACGGAAUAUUGCGGAAGAUAUCAAUGGUUUCUAAAAUGUUUUCAUAAGUAUGAAGGGUAUCUAUGCUAUCACUUAUUCUUGGGUUCCUAGGUUCUCGAUUUGAAAGAUUUAGGAACCAUUGGUUUUCAAUUUAGUUCCGGAAUAUUACGUUCUAUGUUUUUUUUUUUUUUUUUUGUUAGCAUUCCGGAUUAUUGCAAUCCUGAGUUUUACGUUUCGGCCUACAGUCCGUUAUGUUAAAUAAAUAAAUGCUAGGCCAAAACUUGAUUUACCAUGUUCUCUAGUUAAAUUUCUUAGAAUAUAUUUUUAAGAGUCUCACGUAGAUUUUAAUGUAAAAUAUAUCUACUUUUAUUGAAUUCUUGAGUUUUAAGCUGUUUCGUGUUAUUUAAUACAUCUGAAACUAUUUUCUACAUAAGUAUUUAAACAAAUAAUAAAAUCACCAAUUAUUUCAGUUUUAAUCAUUCAAGUAUAAAUAUUAUUCAAUAUAAUAUAUAUUUGUUGUAUUAUUAUUUUACUAUUUUCACUAUUUUAUUGACGUUUUGGUCGACGAUCGGUUUAUAGUGGCAUGCAAACUGUAUUUUUCUAGUGUAGGACACUAAUUUUACAAAUUUUACCACCCACCCACUUCUUAUUUAACGGUUCAUGCCUAGAUAAGUAGUGCACUAGUACCUAUAACACAAUAUAAUUUCUCUUAAAAGAUCGAAUCGGGAGUGAUGAUGGUAUCGACUUUCUGUAUAAAACAUAAUUUUUACCGUACGUCCCUUUGAUCGUUGAACUACCAUUACUACCACCCAUACCACGUGUAGCAGUUAUUGCUGAAUUUGAUUAAUGGACGCCACUGAGUAGGUUAUAUAUUAUGCAGUUAUUAGAUAGGUACCUACACAGUAUAUUUAUUAUGUAAUAUUAUUAUAUAUAAUAUGUAUAAAUCUUCUAGGGGGAUGUCGGGUCGAUGCCUUUUAAACAAUUAAUUUACAUAAUUUCUUCGCAUUAUCCUCUAGAGAUAGGCACGUCAUUUACAUUAUAUAAAUAUGGGUGUACAAUGCAUAUUAUAUAAGCAGUGUCGCCGAAAGAGAUUUAAUAAUUAUAUUAUCAUGUACAAUAACGUCACACGGAAACUUGAAUUAUAUACUCCGCUGUGUUUACAAAUACGCCGUGAUAACUUUUAUCGCUAUAUUAUAUGCGAUAAAAAUAAUAAUAAAGUACAGUCUUAAUUUCGCUCAACGUAACAAGUACAAUGCAGAUCGCCUAUAUUACGAAACCGCCAUUUAUGGUUUAAAAACAAAAAUAACUACGUGUACACGAUAUACGGAGUUAUUAUAAUGAUGUGUUGAUAACUGUUGUGCCGAUAUUAUUGUAAUUUAUUGAAGUACGCAUCCCGCGCAAUAUAAUAAUUAAAAUGUUAUUUGUACCUACGCCUGUUUUAUCGUGCGCAAAUCGUAUUGCGUAAUAUUAUUAUUCUGUAGUAUAGGUAUAUUUUCGCGUUUCUUCUUCUUCUAUACCUUUACACGGUUUGUUGACCCGUUUUCAAUAACAGAAUAUUAUUAUAUUAUAUUAUAACGCAGUAGUAACUUCAUGUUAUUUAUUUUUUUUUUUCUAACAUAUUGUUAUGAAUAUCUGUAUAUAGAUACCAAACAUGCAACGACAACGUAGUUAUACUUUUUUUUUUUUUCAUAUGAACAGCAAUUUUCAUCUCUAGAAAUGCAAAAUCAACUAGUUAUGGAACUACCUGCCAAUUAGUGGUACCUAAUGUCUAUGGGUAUUAUAUUCUAUUGAAUAAAGCGUUACGGUGCAGGUCUAUGAAGUAUCCAUGAACACUAGUGUCUAUGGUGUUUUAUAUGCUCCAUCGAAAAUAAUUUUUUUUUUAAUAAAUGGAAUACUCCGAAACAUAUUAUACUUUAAAUGGCGAUAAAAUUGUGUCGAUUAAUCAAAUAUUUUGAUCGUAAUAUGUGAAACAACGAAUUUAAUACAUUUGCUACUACGCCAAUAAUGCUACGCGAACAGAAUAUAUUUCGCACUUCAAAGAUUGCGACUCUCUAGUCUAGGAUUUUUUUAGUAUUUUAAUCUCUUAAUAAAUUAUUAAUGGUUAAAAUUAAGAGAAAUGUAUUUAAGUUUAAGUGUGUAAAACACCUAUUUACACGCUUUAUACGAAUAUUUAUUACCGAUAUUUUAUUUUAUAGAUACAUACUGUCUUUUAAAUAAAAUAAUACGCUUUAAUAUACAGAUUAAAAUAUAAAUGUUACUAUAUUAUUAUAGUAUUUUAACGUAUUAUACAAUCAUUUGUUACGAGGAAAAAAAUUUACUUUCUAUGUUUAUUUUUGUUUUUUUUUAUUAUUAUUAUUAUUUCACAACUUAAAUGUAUAAUAAACAAUAAUUAAUGAUGACCGCUACUUUAAAGUUAAUACUAUUGAUAGUUUUCGAUAACUACUUUGAUGAACUAUUGAAUGUUUCAUUCGAAUUUUUUUACCAUGACCGAAAACUAUCUACUAUUUCUGAAAACUAUUCGAACAUAAACUAUAGGUACCUACUUUAAUAGUUUUUUCCGUACAUAACCAAAUAGUCCGUAUGCAAUCACCUAACGAAUAUUUUAAAAGUUAUGCCCAUCAUUGUUAGUAAUAUAAUAGCUGUUUAUAAAUAAAGGUCUCUGAAUCACAAAUUUUGUUUCUAGUUUACACGAUACUAUGAUGACAAAUAUUAUAUUCAUAUACAUUCAAAAUACGGUCAUUAAAUCAAAGGAUAUAAAAUGAUUACUGUUUUUAUUGUAUUUUAUUAAUUUUAUACUUAUACAACUUUAACCUAUAGGUAUAUAAAACUUAUAGACGAGUAUAUAUACCUCAUAUGUUCUCAUUCCUAUCCUAUCUUCUCUCGUCACUCCACUCGUGCACCUAAGUAUUCUUAUUUCUGUAGCUGCCUUCAUUCUCUGUUCUAUUUUUCUGUAUACAACCCACACUCCAAAUCAUACAGUAUAUUCAGUCUCGCCAUACUUUUUUACAAAAGAUUUCAGGUAAUUAAAACUCUCAACCUUGUAUUUUACGCCACUGCUUAUUAUCAUUAACUGUUUUUAUCCUUUUCUUCCAUACUUAUACACUGUUUUACUUCUACUUGUACCAUUAUUUCCUUCCCGUAAAGUGCUACUCUCUAUUCCUCUAGCCAGGCCCGACGAUAGGGGGGAGCAGCUUGGGCUAUAGCCUUAGGACCUGGGUCUCAAAGUGAUCCCUAGCCCAACCAAAGCAAUUAGAUCCUAUAAUUAUAACCUUAACCUUAAACUUUCUUUUUGAACACAUUUUAAAGGAAGACGCAUGUUGUUAAGUUUAACAUUUGAUAUUGAGAGGGAUUAGUUUUAUCCUGGGGCCCUUGGUUUCUCUCUACGAUUCUGCCUCAAGCCUAUCGAUAACUUAUUCGAGAUUUUCUCCUAUCAAAGCUAAAAUAUAAUCUGUACACAACAUGCACCAUAAUACCUUCUUUCACCUGUUCUCCCCGUGCAUACCCAAGAUAGAACAUUUGACCAAAGUCUUGUUUAGAACUCCUCAUACUUUUUGACAGCAUUUUACAUCGACCGUCGAUCUGACGCAAUCCUAUUUGUCACUUCACACGACAGGUACCUUGUGAGUAUUCUGAUCCUCGUCUAUAGGACGAAUGGUAUUGUUGUCAACUAUAAAAUUAAUUCCUCCACCCUACAGAAACAAUACCUUAUGCGUACUGAAAUCACCCACCUGAGCUUUCUACCAGUAGGAGCUCGGGACCCAGGGUUCGCUAAACUCGUAAAAUCAUAUGCCUCCCUGAGGUUAACAUUUUUUGUUUAGUAGAAUAUAUAAAAACGAAAUCCACGUGUACUCGUAAAGAUAUAGAAUAAUAUAAUAAUUAUUAUAGGUAGAUAAAGUUUUAUUUUACGUAUUUUCUUUUUCUUUUUUUUUAAUAGUUUAACUUUAUAGACUUUCUUGAAACUUUUUAUAGAAUAUAAUAUUGUUGUCGUUUUAUUUGUUAAUCUGCUUGCACCCGAAUGUGUUUUUAUUAUUAUUAAUAAUAUGCCAAUGGUUAAUUAUACAUUAUUAAUACCUCUUCGUUUGAGGUUAUCGACAUACUUGUAAACAAUAGAACUCGUAUUUUUAACAUACAAUAACAUAUAUGAUAAUAUAACGGUUAAUCAAACAUACUGGGUAUUAAUAAUAUUCGUACAUGAAUACAAUUUAUAUCUAUGUUAUAAUAUAGUAUAUCGACCUUGUACGUGCGAUUUUUGCAUUUAAUGUCAAUUUAUAUUACAUCAAUACACUUAGGUAUUACAUAUAGGUGUACAUCAACAUUUUUAUUUCAAUAUUCAUUUUAGUAUCCAUUUAUAGGCAGAGACAGAUUAGCCUGUCGAGAAUUAAAGAGGGGUACAGUAAAACCUCCUUAUAACGGAAUCGCUCGGUGCCUACUGAUUUUCUGUUAUAUAAUAGAGUUUUCGUUAUAGAGAUACUAAAUUAUACGGGUUAUAGAUUAUGCAGAACUGUUCUUUUCUGUUUUAAGGAUAUUUCCGUUUUAUAAGGAGCCCGUUGUAAGGAGGUUUUACUGUAUAUCAUAUAAGUAGAAGUAAUUGUUUGUUUUAAAAAGCUAUACAUUUACUUACGUUACACAGGCCCUUAUCAAUUUUUUAAACAACUUUUUGACCAGAAAACUUACUCCAAUCGAAAAAUGACAAGUGACCUUUUUUGUUACAUUUUUGAUCUAGUUGGUGAUUAAGAAAAUAUUUGUUUGAUUUACCUUGUAGUUUCCCUAAUAAUUAAGCAAAACCAGGGAAAACGUAGAAAGGACGGAAAUGUUUAAGGAAAUAAUGGUAUCAUUAUUUUCAAUUUUAUUUUUUUGUUGUAAUUCAGUUAAACAUAUUCGUAGAGACAUGAAAUUAUGACAGAAAACUUAUAUUGGCCUUUUAUAGACGUGCUCAAAUUAACUUGAAAUUCUAGAAAUAUACUAGAUAUUCUAGAAAUCCUUGAACAUAUAAUACGAGGCUUACUAUAAGUCGAACUUAAUGGCAAAAAAAGAAAGUUAAGCGUAAUGUAGUAGUUUUUUUUUCAUAUACCUACGUUUAAAAUAUCGGAGGCCUUAUUGUAAUAAUAUUUUAAAUAGGUCAAUAAUGUAAUGUAAUAAUCACCUAAAUAAUAUUUUAUAAUUAAAUAAACCAACAUUUUGUGUUAAACAUUUAACAAAUUUAACCAAUACAUAUAUUUAGUUAGAUAUAAUUGAUAGUAAAUAUUUUCAAUUAUAAUUGUAUACGUUUUUGUUCGUGUAAAACAAUAUAAUACCAAUAUAAUAGGCCGAUAAAAGGAAUAAAAUAAUUGAUAUGUAGAACAAAACAAAACGUUAACGAAAUUUGUUUUCAUUUAAAGUCGUUUUUUUUUUUUUUUAAUGUACUACGAUUUUAAUUAUUUAAAUAAUAAUAAUACGAGCUAGUUAAAUUAUUUGACGGUCUGUUAUACUGUAAUAUACGAGAAGGUGUACUUGUAUAAUAUGAAACUAAUAUUGCGUUACCUAUUAAAAUACACGUGCUGAUUGAUAAACAAAAAAUACCAGAUACAAGGACGACGUUUUACUAUAAUAUAUUUACCUAAUUAAAUAUGUAUAAAAAAUACAAAUAAAUACAUGUAUACAUAUAUAAUAUCAAACAAUUUUACUCAUCUUAAUCAGUUUUAUAAUUUUCGGUUAAUUUUUUUUUUAUCAUUUUUUUCUAAUUGUGGAUACCUGUAGCGUACGUGUAUAAAAUAACGUCUAAUGUACUCAUAUUAUAUAUAAUAGGUAACAAAUAAAUAGAAGAGCUGAUACUCCUAACGGGUGUGCCACUAUUGUAGAUGGAAAUUUGAGAAGGUAGGAAGCAUAAAGCUAGGUAUUUUAUUUAUAUUUGUCGACGGUAAACCAUUGCUGACGAAAUAAGAUUUUGAGCGAAGUUCAGCUAACGUGUUUUGAAAUGCCGUAUUUUUUUAUAUUUUCGUCAAAAUUUAAAUUUCAAAUGGCAAUAAAAAAAAGAAAGAAAUAAAAUUCGAAUUUUUUGUCUAUCAAAUAUAACUGAUGAUGAAUCCCAAAUUAAAUUUUCAAAAUUGUUGGCUUGAAGAAAAAAAAAAUUGCCCAAAAAAUUAUAUUUACAUAAAUCCAAAAAUAAUUUUCGAAAUAUCACCUUAUUAUUAUUAAACUCUAAAUAAACCUUAAGUAAAAUUGUCAUACAUAUUUGUUUAUUCAAAAAGUAUUAUAUUCACAUAAACCAAAUAAAAACUGAAAAUAUUCAAAAAUUACAAAGGCCUAUAAAUAAAUAAAAAGAUCACCAGAAUUCAUUAUUAGUAUUUCAUCAGACUUUUCAUCCUUUAUAAUUGCAACAAAGUAACACAAAAUCGAAAAUAAUGAAUCCAUUAUUGCUGUACAUUUUCCCGUUAUUUUUUUAAAUUUUAUUCAAUUAUUAAGAAAACAUCACAUAAAAUCAAAAAAUGAUCAUCUUAUGCACCAAAUAUGGACACAAUUUUCUUUAAGAAAAUACACUACUCUUACAGUUCGGAACAAGAUAUCUUGGUAGAAAAAUAAUGAAACUUUUAUUUUCUAUAUUUUAAAUGACCUCCUCAUACGCUAACUGUAUCUAAAAAUAGCACAAAAAAAUUAUCUUUUAUUUUUCAAUUGUAACAAGAUGUUUGGUUAAAAAACGUUUAACAGAUCGUAGGUAUAGUAAAACCAAUGCAUUUUUCACUGCGCUCAAAAUCUAAAAACAACAAAAUGUUUUGUUUUAAAAAGAUUUAACGCUAUCGUUUUGAAUAUUAUAUUAAAUAUUAUAAUAUUAUAUUCGCAUUGUAUAACUUACUUGAAAGUUAAAAUGAAACAUUUUCCGAGUGACCAAUUUGAUACAAAAUUUAUGAAAAAAAUGAAUACCACCUAUUAUAUACCUAGUUUUAAUACGUGUAACUAGAAAAAGAUAUAUUUUAAUAAUAUUUAUGAAAUUAUGUAUUUUUAUCGGGAUUUUAAUAGUACAGAAACGUAUAAACAUAAAUUGAUGGCAUGGUUUCGGAUAUUAGUAUUUAUUUACUGUAACGAACUUUAUAAGUUUAUAACGAUUGCAUUUCUAACAGUUCCAUACAUGCAUAUAAAGAAAAAUAUUUUGUAUCUUCUCUAUGUAAACAUCCCACAUGACCCUUUAAAAUUGUGUAUUCGACCAUCAUAUUUAUUAUUAUUGUCAUCAUUAUAAAUGUACCCAGCAAAUAUAUAUUUGACGAUGGACGGUGACAAAAAUGUUCCACAAUGUAUAAAAUAAUGUAUAAUAAUAAAAUAAAGGCUGAUACUUCUAUAGGUGUGCAUAUCAGCGCAUGUUUACAUAAUUUAUACCUGUAUACAGAAUACAUUAAUUUAUAUUUGUACGCUACGAUAAACUAUUACUAACGAAAAACUAUUCUGAACAGAGUAUUAUUAUUCGUUUUCUCUCUUUUUGCCAAGUUAAUCCGAAAAUCAACAAAAAUGUUAACGAAAACUGCCAAUUUUUCCGAUCUAUUAUAAAGAUAACUACAAAGAAAAUUAAAUAAUGACCUGUUCAGUGAUCAACUAAAUUAAAAAUUCUACAAUGUAAAACCAAUACAUUUACUCAGAAUCUUAAAAAAACGAUAUUUCUGUAUAAUAUUAUAACAUGGUGUUUUUUAGUUUUUUAAAUAUUCACUAUAUAUAUAAUACCCUAAAAUUAUAUUUUAUUCGUAUAUACACACUCGUAUUAAAAAUAAGGUUAUUUAAAUUUAUCCCAAAUGUAGGCCUCGUGGGUUACCUGUUUUAUGACUGUUGGCAGAAUAGCAAAAUUUAAAAAUAUUCACUACAUACGUCUAUCUGUAUGUAUAUUUUAAUAUCUAUACAUAAACUAGAAUAUUAUUUUCAUUUCACCAAACGGGUCAAGUCACAUCAAUAAUUUGUAUUAUAUACUUUACACAAUUUCACUUAUUGUACUGUAAUUCAAAAUAUAACUCAUUCAAAAUGCUCGUACUCAUAAUAUUAUUAUUUAUGGUUCCAUUGGGGAAUAGGGAAAAACAUGGGAAAACCGAGCAAAAGAGAAAAGAAGUACAAUAUUAAACAAAUAUUAUCAAAGAAAAUGUUAAGUGUAUAAUAUAUAAUAAUUAAUUUACCAUAAUAUCACACAUAUAUUGUUGACAAGCAACACUAUCAAUCGAACAACGCUCAGAAUCGUUUUUUCGUAAUAGCAAUGGUUUAAAUAGUUGCGUACAGAUAUACAAUAAAUUCCUGUCUAUAUCCUACUUUCCCAACUUCCCACCUACAUCAGUAGCUGCACCCGUUUCCAUUAUCCUAGGACAGCUUUUUUUUCUUAGUACGUAUAAACUAUAAAUCCAAAAUAAUACAGUUGGCCUUCAGUUAUGUCUUUUUAAUUUAAAUAAUCAUUCAUAAUUUAAUAAUUAAAUUACAGUGUUUAGUUUAUGCGUAUACGUAUAAAUAAGCUUAAUCGAAAACCAGGAGCUUAAAUGAAAAAUUUGCAUAUACAAAUUACAAUAUUAUCUAUGAUAAUUAAAACGGGUGUUAAACUGUCAAUUUAAAACAAUCUAAUGCUAAAGAACCGCAGACAUUUUUCUGGGGGAGGGGAAUUUAAUUGUUUGAUCAAAUAGAAAUUCAUGAAAAUGAAGGUUCAUUAUAAGCUGAAGUUAUAAGUAAUCAAAAAAAAUAAAAGUAGAUAUUUUUGUGGUAAUUUUUUUUUAUAAUGGUUUUAAGAUGGAGAUCGUAUGUUUAACGAUAUUAUCAUUUAUAAAUAAACUUUGCUCAGAAUCGUUUAUCAUUAGCAGUUUUUUGUCGUUAAUCACAGAUAUAAAUAAAAUAAUUAUAUGUAUCCUGCUUUCCCAACUUUCCUAAAAAACAGUGGCGCACCCAUCAACAGUGUUAGCUAUUUUUUGUUUAUACCGAAAAAAAACGUAUAAUAUAAUUUGUUUGUAACAUUAUUUAAAAUGACAAUUUUUCAAAUUCUUAUUUACAAAAUAUACCAUAAUAUUGUAUUUUUUUGAGGUCUUGUUUAUAAUUCAUUUAAGUUUAUAAUUAUAUUGGUAUCAUUUAUAAAUUAUACAUUCUGUAUUAUGUUAAAUAUUACUAAAUAAGGUUUACUUUUCAUGUUUUUUGGUUGUUACAUGUUAAAUAAAUUCCAUGUUAAAAAAAAAAAAGAAUAAUGAUACCCAGUCAAAUUCUUAUAUUAAAUUGUUUACAAACUGAACAAACACGAUAAAAUUAUUUUACAAUAUAAUAACAAGAUAUCAUAAUACGAAAUAACAAAAUAUUUUAAAUAACUGUUUUACACGAACUGUGUGAUAGAUAUUUAUGAUUUAAAAAAAAAAAUGUAUUAUUUUUUGAGCGGUACACAUUUUUUAAAUCCGUAUACAAAAGUUUAUACCUAUUGUCUUUUUAUACACUUCAAUCCGAUGAUGAUCAGAAACUGCAGCUAGCGAUUUUAUUAAUUCUUAACAGAAAAAUAUUUACUUUACAUAACAUCAAUACUAUAAAACGUAAAACUCUUAAAUGUAAACUCUGCAGACUAUACGGACUAAGUAAAUUAUACCAGCGUAUUUACGACUUUCCGAAUAUUCACUCUCCGGAAAAGUUCAAUCUUAAACCAUUGAACAAAAAUGUAAUGAAAUUAUUUAGUUGCAUAUUUUUGUUGUUAUUUUUUUAAUUAACAAUUUUACAAGAAAACAAAUAUCUUCCAUACUACUUGUAUAUUAUUGCGUGUAUUGUAAAUUUUUAAAAUCUAUGGUACCUGUAAAAUAACUAAUAAUAUAUUGAUUUUAAUUUCAGGCGUUCGAACCAACCACCUGCAUUGCAACCCCAAUCAAAAGGAUCGCCAUACAGUGUACAAAAAUAGUAAACGAAAUACCUCAUACAUGUCAGCUGAGUUAAAGGUAAAUUACCAAUGUCGACACAUGCUAUUUAAAAUAAUACAAUUGAUAUUGUUCUACUCGAAUUAUUGACACCAGGAAAAGAAUCUGUAUAGUUUUUGGGUAGUACUCAUCCAUUAAUAAGCCUCAUAUUAUUGUAAUGUACCUAUCUAUAUAAUAUACUAGCUGUCCCGCUAAGCGUUGCCCGUGCCAAAAGAAAUAAUAGACAAAUUAUCAUUAAAUGUUUAUUACCAUAGACACCCGCACAGUUCGGGGAUUUAAUUACGAUAAUUAAUAAUAGUUUUUUUUUUCCUACGUGUUACCAAGAUAACCCAUAUAAUCAACAAAAAUAAUUCGAUUUUUGUAUUAAAAAUAGUUAAAACUUAAUCGGAUGGUAUACAAUAGAACGUGGAUUUCAAUAGCUAUAAACAUUUCCAGACAACUGGAACUUUUUGCAAAGAACCGCGUAAAAUUCGCUACAGCAGUUUUCGAGUAGAUUAAUCUUAUACUUCCAUUUUUAUGUAUACAGAUAUAAUUACAUGCUUAUAACAUCACGGAUACACGUGUUCGUAUUACACAAUUUCGCGUACAGAGUUAAUAUAGUCAAUAUAGGAGUAAAUUAACACGAAUAUACAAUACAUGCGCAUACAGUAUAAACUAUAAAGUUAAUAAUUGUUACAUAACCUAACUGGGGAGGACGGCGGGAAUUUAAUGUGGAAGAACGCUAAAUUUUAUUUUGAAAUGUCAUCUAGAGAAAAUACCUUAAAAUAUCCUCUGCAGUAUUAUUAGUAUAUAAAAUAAAGUUAUAAUGAGAUCUCAGAUCUACCAUAAUAUUAUUUACCCUUAGACAUGUGUCUAAAAUUUUGAUUGAUAUUUAUUAAAUUAUCAAACAUAAUCAAAAGUAAGAAUUUGGUAUAUUCUAUUGUUAUCUAAAAUGUUUCAUAAUAAAAGCAAUAUAGAUAGAAUUUUAAAUAUUUUAAAAAAUUGUAUAUUUUAUUAAAUACAUAUAUUGAUAAUUUACUCUUCUUCUAUCUCCCCUUUUUAAUUGUCUUUAUUUCAUUGUUAAAAUAAUAAGAACCUACAAUUAUAUGCAAUGAAGUGGCGUGGGAAAAACAUUUUUAAGCGCGAAACAUAAAACUCCUUAUUCACAAAAUUGAAUGACAAGUACUAUUCAGUAUACCUAUAAUGUUCUGGACGGGGGAAAGCAAAUGCACUGUUCCUACUUUAGCAAUACCACUGAUAUACAUUAGUAAAAGUAAUGAAAAAAAAAGAUUGUAGAUAUUAAUACCUAUUGUGCUUAUUGUCUUAAUACGAUGAUUAGUAGGUUGGUAGGUAGAGGCAGCUAUACUUUAUUUAUAUAAUAAAUUGGUAUGUAUACCAUUUUAUUAUUCAUAUUAUUUCACGCGUAUUAUAAUAGGUACUGGCUAUAACAAUACUUGUCUUCGUUUUGUCAGCAAAAUAUUUAUUUAGGUACCUAACCAUAAUUAUUUAUUUAUUUAAUAAUCAAAUUAUUUUGAUACAAAAUAUUCUUUUAAAGAAUGUCUUCUCUUGUAUGUAUAAAACUGAGUAUAUUAUUAAGAACAAGCAUAAUAUUUUAUACGUUUAGGUAUUUUGAGUCAAAAACACGGAGAAGUUAUUUUAUGUUUACCACAUUCUUUAUAUAAUACAUUUUCAUCGUCAUCUCCUUAUUUAAUAUCCUUGAUUUAUGCAUAUAAUAUAUGUAGGUCACUGCAGUUACCCAUAAACGCUAAAUCUCACUUAGGCGAAUUCUUUGAAUUUCCGAAAAGUUAAUAAAACGUUCAAUGUUCAAUCUCGUAAAACUAAAACGAACGUGGUAUUUUGCAUGUAUAUAGUUUUAGUUGUUUUUUUUUUAACCUGUUGUAUACCUAAUAUUACACUUUACUCAGGUUAUGAAGAAUAAACAAAGCUAUUCGGUCAUUUUGCGAAAUUUAAUUAAAUAGUUAAUUAUUUUAUUAUACGUUCUAACCGUUUAGAAAAAUGGUGGCUGAUAUGGUUUUUAAAUUCUAAGUGAAGCGAGGGAUCUAUUGAUUUUAUUAUAAUGUGUAUUUUUUCAUUUUUUUGGUUUUUUAAACAACUUUUCUCCUAGAAAUCUUGUUCCAAUCAAAACAUGACUGAAAGUUUUUAUUGCAGUUUGAUUUUAGUUAGGACUUUGGAAAUGUAAUUUUUUUAUAUUCUCAUUCAUAUUCGAGAUAAUGAGAAACACUGAUUUUUUGGGUUAAAAAAGAAUAAAAGAUUAAAAAGGGCUGUUAUAAUGAGAACGGGUGCGGCUACUAUUGUGCGUACCUAGAUAGUUAGAAAAGUGAGAUACAUAAAGUUAUUUAAUUUAUAACUGUAAUUAACGAUAAAUCAUUACUUACGAAAAACGAUUCGGAGCGAAGUUUGAUUAUGCAUGUUUUGAAAGGCCGUGAUAUUUACGAUUUUUGUCAAAUUGUUACUUUAAAACUUAUUAAAAUAAAAAUAAAAACAAUAUUAUCCACAGAGUACCUACCAAAUGAGAAUUACGUACAAAUCUCGUAAAAUUAAAAUGUCUAUCAAUAACUUAAAAAUGUUUCAAAUUUUAUCACAUCUAGAAAAAACAAAUAUAAGUUUUCUGUCAAAAUUUCAAGUCUACGGUUAUUUUUUACUGAAUUACAUUAUAAAAACAAAAUUUUAAUUAAUAAAAGAAUUAUUUUCGUAAAUGUUCACGUUUUAUCUGCGUAUUUUUUUCGGUUUUGCUAAAUUAUUAAAAAAAAACUAAGUACAAAGAGAAUCAAAAAACUACUCUCUUGGUCGCCAACAAGAUUAAAAAAUAAAAAAAAUAUGCCUUGUUAUUAUUCUAUUCGAACAAGAAUUCUAGUAGAAAACGGACCAACUAGAUAAAAUUUAUUUUCAGAAAAAGUACUGUACUCUGUACAUCGGAGUAAGAUUUCUUUUCGAAAAGUUAUUCACAUACAUGAAAUAUUCACACAUAUAAUUAUCAUAUUAUCGUGUUUUAUUCCGCACAUUCUGCCUUUCUAGUACUAUUAGCUAAUAGCUAGUGAUUUUUUUUUUGUACUAUGCAUAAAACUCCAUCUCGAUUUAAGGCACCUAUCCCCAACGAUGUAUUGUGUAUAGAUACCCGUGCAACGCUUGUCUUUUUAUCCUGGUCACAUUUUAAAUUUUGAGCAGAACGAGGAAUGAAUCUAUUGGUUUUACGAAAAUGUUUUUUUUUUUUUUUUUUUUUAACUGUGAAUAACUUUUCUACUAGGAAUUUUGCUCAUAUUUACAAUAAUAGCACUUUUUCUGAAAGUUAAUCAGAUUGAAGAGGUAUUUUUUGAUUUUUUCAGCCGUGGAAAAAACGGGAAAAUGGGUUCAAUAUAUAGUAAACAAAUACUAUUAAAGAAAAUAUACAAUGCUCAAUGUGACAAUGUGUAUGGAAUUAUUUUACCAUAAUAUGACAUAUAUAUUGUUGACAAAGCAACACUAUUAACCGAAUUCCACUCAAAAUCGUUUUUUUUUUUUUUUUUUACCAAUGGUUAAUCGUUGCGUAUAGAUACGUUAAAUUUCCCCUCUACCUUCCCAAAUUCUCACCUACAACAGUGGCCACCCACGUGGAAAGAAUAACUGUCUUUUUAUUAUACAAUUUCAAUGUCAGUGUUCGCUAAAUUUCCGGAAUUGCUAUUCCACUUAACAGUACCUAGGUGUAUUAUAUUUAAUAAACCAGUAAUAUUAUUAUGUAUUAAUUAAAAAAUAUUAUUUGUAUAUAUAUAUAAUUUACACGUUGUGUCCGCAUUUAAAAUAUUAAACGCAUAAUUUUAGUUUUACAAAUAGCCACCAUAAUACUACAGGUAGAAUAAUUUACAACAAUAACAUAAUACACAGUACGAUUGUUGGGCCUUUUGAUUAAACUAAAUAAUAUAUUAUACCUAAAUGUAUUGAUAUUUCUAUCUUGGAUUUAACCAACUUAAUUAAAACUAUCCCAACCUCCUAUUUUUCUUUUUUUGUAGUCCGACGUGAAAAGGUUGCUGGUCAACUCAUCGGACGACGAGGAGACAGUGUCCGAAGAGCAUUUGGACUUUAUGCGCAAAAGAAGAGCCUUGCUACUAGUCACCAUCCAAACAAUGACACUGUUCCACGAAAAUCAAAUUUUGGAGCGCAAGCUGUCGGCGUUACACAAAAUGGUGAAGAUACAGAUCCAGAAGGAGAAUAAAAAAAACAACAAAUCCACCUCGGAAUAA
This is a messenger RNA of Cinara cedri, 25210 nucleotides long. The record is from the annotation of a GenBank genome assembly. NCBI's taxonomy places the organism in Eukaryota, Metazoa, Arthropoda, Insecta, Hemiptera, Aphididae.